Aspergillus sclerotioniger CBS 115572 is the source of this 4818-nucleotide messenger RNA. It is a transcript of the gene bck1, whose product is annotated as putative MAP kinase kinase kinase (Bck1). Gene Ontology annotation, molecular function: ATP binding; protein kinase activity. The record is from RefSeq and is a predicted model, not a curated record. Gene Ontology annotation, biological process: protein phosphorylation. Bases 1 to 4818 code for a protein of 1605 amino acids. Lineage: Eukaryota; Fungi; Ascomycota; Eurotiomycetes; Eurotiales; Aspergillaceae. The transcript is spliced from 2 exons.
AUGGACGGACAACGGCCGCAGCAGUACAUACCAGUCCCCCCGCCUUCCUCGGCGACACAAUCCUCUCAAUCGCACAUAAUCCCCUUACCACCGCCGCCGCCGCGUUACCCUCCCACUCAAUCCCAGGGUGUGAUGCUUCCCCCUCCCCCUGGACCGCCUCCAGGCACGGCGUAUGGAACUUCCAAACUCACCAAUCCCCAACUGCAACACCAGAAUACACUUGGGUGGCAGCAACAGAGCUGGGCAAGACAAGCGCUGUCUCAAGGAUAUCUUCCACCUCCUCCGCCUCCCCCAAUGGUACCUACGAACCAAUCUCCGUAUGGGCGUCCGGCAGCUCUAUCGAUCCCUUCGGCUGAAACGCGCACAUCUGCGACUUAUGUGCCUCAAGCUGGCACCUUUGGACCGGGUGUGGGGAUACCACCAUUCGAUGUACACUCCACCCCCACGUACGAAAGCCUGGGAACAAUGCAGUCCAGCGAUAGACAGCGGAUACCUUCCACUCAAGCCUACGAAUAUGCCGGCACGGACUCCUCUACAUAUAAGCGAGACUCCAACCAUCCCCCCACACCUUCAACUCGCAAUCUCCCUUCCUCGUUAGCCGUCAAUGAUGGUGCUCAUGACAUAGCCUCGACGGGGUUUUCCGCCGCGACCGUGCAAAAUCCGGUCCAACAGAUGUCAGCGCCACCCGCUGAACUCACAAAGUCAGCCAGUCAUCGUCAUAACAACAUUGGUGGCAUGUUACCGAGCGAAGCCGCCGUUCAGUGGCCCCUCGAUCGUGUACUGCUGUGGCUUGGGAACAAUGGGUUCUCCAAAGACUGGCAAGAGACGUUCAGAGCCCUGGAAAUUGAGGGGGCAGAUUUUCUCGAGCUGGGACAUGGGUCGAAUGGCCGACCAAAUCUGGGCAAGAUGCACAAUGUUGUCUAUCCCCAGCUUGCUAAAGAAUGCGAGGCAAGUGGUACGGGGUGGGAUCAGACCCGUGAGCGAGAAGAGGGAAAACGCAUGCGCCGGUUGAUCAAGCAGAUUCAUGAUGACGGGAGCUACGAUGCUGAGAUCUCCAUCCAGAAGCGACGCGAUUCUCACCCUAACAGUGCCCCCGAUGCUGGAUCUGAGGCUUCACCGAAGCCAACUUAUGAGCCCCGGUCCGCUGGCCCCGGCUCAGGAAAUGUUGCAAGCAGCCCUAAUCUCAAGGCCCCCCAGCCUGCUUAUAGCCAAAGACAGAGCGUGCAGAUGCGCUCCUUCACAACACCCAUACCCACAACUCAUGAUUAUUCGUCUUCCGAGCUUGCUACAAGCGAUGCUAAUACGAUGUGGCCCCGAUCCGAUUAUUCGCGAGCCGUGUUGUCUAGUAUUGGCGAUCAUCACAGGCAAAGCCCUUCGAUUUCCAGCGAUGGCGGGACCUUUCAAAUUCCUAUCCGAUCGUACGAAGACAGUCCUAAGAGCGGGAGCCCAGCUAUGCAACAUGCGACCCUCGCACAGGCCGGGCCUUCGUCAUCCAUGGGGGAUCUGGGUGUCAAAUCCGAACACUCGCGCGGGAACAGUUCUGAUUCAACAACGGGGCGGCGUUACUAUGAGUCGAUUAGGCAAGACAACGGGGUUCGUCCUUCGCCGCAGGAAUCAUAUAACCGCCAUUCCGGCGGAGAAACCCCGUCCUCAUACCCAAAGGAUCACCGCAAUGGUCUUCUGGGGUUUUUCAAAAAACGAUCCAAGGCAGGCGAUUCCAAUCACCCGUCGCCGGAGGAGCAGUUUCUGGAAUCUCCCACCAGCCCGGUGAACAUGCGACAGAAUGGCUCUCAUUUACCUUAUUCUAAACCGAAUUUCAGUGCCAGUGAUAUGUCAUUGGGUGAGCGUCCAUCGUCUUCGUCUAUGUCGGACCACGAACGACUGGCAUUGCGAGGCAAGCCAAUGCAAAAGAGCAAGAAGUGGACCUUUGUGACGCUGGACGGAUGGAACUAUCGCUUGGUUGACAUAACGGAGAUGGACUCCGUGGAGACAUUGCGAUCUGCCAUAUGCCAAAGCCUGGGGAUCGCCGAUUGGACUGGCGCGCAAAUUUUCCUGACAGAGCCCGGUCAGACCGAACACGAUGAGCCUUUGAGUGACACCAGCUUGGCUUUAUGUCGAAGAACAAAAUCAGACACAACUGGUUCAUUGAAGCUUUUCGUCCGGGGUUCGCACAUGCAACUAGGUGCAAACAGCUCUACCCUCUUCACUGGUCUGGGGGUUUCGAUUCCAGACAAAAGCACUUCCUCGCCAACAUCUGCUCAUCACCUUCACAGAAAGCCGCUGGAUGAUGAAGCACUCAAUAGAAUCUCACCUCACAAUCCAGCCAAGCCCACGUCUCCUCAGAUUUCUUCGCGACAACAACUCAAGGCUCCCGCUGCUAAGCUAACUCCACAGCCAUCAAUCACCGCGUCUCCGAUUGACGGUGGGGCAGAAGUAGGACUACCUACUGACGCGGAGAAAGCAGACUUGCUGGCCCGACACGAGGAACAUCUGCGUGAGGUAGAGCGGAAGCAGAGGGCCUACCGCAUCUCAAAGGUCCCCCCUAUGCCACAGCCAAGAAAGGACGCAUAUGGCGAAACUGGCUACCGGCGUGAAGGCGUCAUUGAUUUUGACGUGCCCCGUACUUCUCCUUACGAAGACAAGAAGUCAGAAACGCUUGUGCCACUUCGCAAACCCCCCACGGCACCUCACGAAUCAAGCACGCUCACCAAAGUGAACUCGCUAAGAAAGAAAGACGCCGAGCGUCCCCGCAUUCAAACCACAACCCAAAGUCAUGGUCUCGGGGCAGUGUUGGCUAGCGUUGGUAGGAUGACCAGCGCCAUUGGAACCCCGUCGCCAUCAGUGCCGACCCCGACAGCUACGAGCAGUCAGGAGCUGAAGGGACCGUCCCAAUCAUCUACGGAGCAAGACAACCAAACUACACCGACGGUUCACUCCAGUCAGUCUCCUGCACAACCUUCGUCUACAACCCCCGUAGAGCCGAGACCCGCUAUACAGUCUCGCAAGUCCUUUGGACCCGAGUUCGACUUCGAAGAGACCAAGGUCUCCUUCCAAGGUUCACCGGUGCCACAGGAGGAGUCUGAUGACGACUCCGAUGAUGGUCUUUUUGCUAUUCCCCUAGCAAAUACCAAGACUCCAGUCAAAGAAAAUGCGCCCGUGGCCAUUUCGCCGGAAUCCCAAAGGCGAGCCGGGAAACCGUCCCUCACGUUGAAUACCGAAAAUAGGCUACGGAAGGGACUAUCCGUUAGCUUCAGAUCCCCCAGUGCUUCCCGCGAAACGUUUGCCAGCUCUAGCGGGGAGUCGAGUAACAGGAACGCAUCCUUUUCUGACCUGAGUGCCUCGCCGGAGGAAGAGAGACCACCUCGCAGGGAUUCAUUUGCCCAAGGCGAUCUCUGGGCAAGCAGACCUCCAGUUGAGGGCGUCAUUGACCACCUUGACGACUUCUUCCCGGAUAUCGAUCUUGAUACACCUUACCUAGACGGACAGGGCAUGUCGCCUCCAUCAUCACCAGCUUCCAAGGUUGCGGCCGAGAACGACAAAGGCCACAAGGAAAAGCCAGAUGGCUUACCAUAUACCACCCCACAACAUCCACCUGCCUCGGGUGACAAUGCUUCCAGCGCUAGCGAGCCACCCAUAAAGCCCCAGGAUCCAGGUGUCGUUGCUCGCCGGAAUGUCAGCCGCUCUGGGGGCGGACUCACCCGGAUGAAGUCUAUUCGAGAGGUGGCGAAGGGGGCCAACCAAGCCAGUCGGAAUCGAAGCGUAACAUCGUCUACUGGCAACCAGAGAUCGGGUGAUAUUUUGCGUCGCAAGAGCACCAAGAUGUUCGGCGCCAAGAUUAUGCAGAUCAGUCCGAAGCGUGGCAGCCGACUUAGCCAGCUUGACCCGAUCCCUCAGAAUCAUGCGCCGCCCGGAAACUUGCCCCAGAGACAGCCCACUUUCCGUAUCAUCCGUGGUCAGCUUAUCGGCAAAGGAACUUAUGGCCGGGUAUACCUAGGCAUGAACGCUGAUAAUGGUGAAGUUCUGGCGGUGAAGCAAGUGGAGGUCAAUGCACGGAUUGCGGGAACCGAUAAGGACCGCAUCAAGGAGAUGGUCGCCGCUAUGGAUCAAGAAAUCGAUACGAUGCAACAUCUUGAGCAUCCUAACAUCGUGCAGUAUUUGGGUUGCGAACGUGGCGAAUUCUCCAUCUCAAUCUACCUCGAAUAUAUUUCUGGUGGUUCCGUCGGUAGCUGUCUUCGCAAGCAUGGCAAGUUUGAGGAAAGCGUUGUGCAAUCUCUCACGCACCAGACCCUGAGUGGACUGGCGUAUCUCCAUAACCAGGGCAUCCUUCAUCGCGAUCUUAAGGCCGACAACAUUCUUUUGGAUCUCGACGGGACGUGUAAGAUCUCCGACUUUGGAAUUUCAAAGAAGACGGACAACAUCUACGGAAACGAUUCCACCAACUCCAUGCAAGGAUCGGUGUUUUGGAUGGCGCCCGAGGUCAUCCAAUCCCAAGGACAAGGCUACAGCGCCAAGGUUGAUAUCUGGUCUCUUGGCUGCGUGGUAUUGGAGAUGUUUGCUGGCCGUCGGCCAUGGAGCAAGGAAGAGGCCAUUGGAGCUAUCUUCAAACUCGGUAGUCUGAGUCAGGCGCCUCCAAUCCCCGAUGAUGUUUCCAUGAAUAUCACUCCAGCAGCGCUCGCCUUUAUGUACGACUGCUUUACAGUGGAUUCGCGUGACCGCCCAACCGCCGAGACUCUCCUAACCCAUCCCUUCUGUGAACCCGAUCCGAAGUACAAUUUCUUGGAUACCGAGCUUUAUGCCAAGAUUCGCCACGUCCUCUAA